AUGUACUUCUCCAAGGUCGCCGUCCUCUUCACCCUCGCCUCCACCGGUCUCUCCGCCCCGCUGGAUAAGCGUCAGGCCAAGCUUCUGUCUGUCCAAGACUACUCUCAGUUCCAGGUCUCUGACGGCGUUGGUGGAAAGGCUCUUGAGGAGGUUGCUCAGAAGUUCCCCAUCGACCAGAUCAAGGCAGACCUCAAGGGCGUGAGCAAGGAUGAUCUAGCCAUCAUUCAGGGCGCCCGCGUUGCGGCUGAAGCCGCCGAGACGGAUGCUGGCGGCUUCAAUGACGCUAUCGCCAAGGCCUCCGGCGCUGAUGCCGAUGCGCUCAAGGUUGGAAAGAUCAAGAACAAGGUGCUCAAGCUUCAGCUUGAGGUUCUUGCUCUUCAGGUCCAGCAGGCCCAAGGUGCCGACAACCAGGCCAAGAUCGACGCCGAGCAGAAGAAGCUCGACAACAAUGUCAAGACCGACACUGCCUCCGCCGGCAAGACGAGCCAGAGUGUUGCCUUCAAGGCCUCGUCAGCACCGGCUGCUGGAGGUGCUAAGGCCGCCAAGGGUGGUGCCAAGGCCAAGGAUACCAAGGCCAAGGGCGCAAAGGCUAAGGAUACCAAGGCGAAGGAUACCAAGACGAAGGCUGCUGCCAAGCCUAAGAAGGCAAAGAACUAA
This is a messenger RNA of Colletotrichum truncatum, 657 nucleotides long. RefSeq lists its product as uncharacterized. The record is from RefSeq and is a predicted model, not a curated record. Lineage: Eukaryota; Fungi; Ascomycota; Sordariomycetes; Glomerellales; Glomerellaceae.